UAUGCUUUUCGCCUCCUAGCUUCUACAUCAGAUUGAAAGCAGGUGCGAAAUUCGCAGUUGCUCUGAAUGAUUCUGCGAAAAGUUGCAGCGAUUCUAAACUCUCCGCAAGCCAUGAUUGACACGGGAUAGCUAAAAUUCAAUGUAUCGGAAGUACUACUUAGUAGAGGUCGUUAUCCUGCUCCUUCUUUCCCACGGCGGUUGGAACGGACCCUCCGUCACUUUACUUUCAUGUACUUCUGAAUCUUCGAAGCUCGUCAGAGAUGUCGUCCAAAAGCGUUUUCUACCAGUUGUCGAACGAUACAGAGUAUCUCUGCCUCUGGAAUGCCCCUUACAUCCCAAGAGGGACAUGUUCUGGUGGCUUCAGACGGAACUGGAAGCAACAAAGACUGCGGGAGAAGAAACAUGGCAUUGCCCCGUCUGCGGGAAAAAAUUUCGAUGUGAGAAUACUUUUGUGACACACUGGGAUGCCUCCCACUCAAGAACGAUGGGAAUGACGGAGGAGACGGUGUGCCUUGAUGACUACUGUGAUGUCUUUCGUUGCGAUAUCUUACGUCAAAAGAUGCUGAAACAGCGGCUCGAGGAGGAAGAGAUGGAGAAGACCGCAACCCAUAAACCAACACAGUUCGCGGCCCUCUCCAUCGCGCACAAGCAUCAACAGUUGGAGGAGGAUGACGAAGAAAUCAAGCAGAAGAAACAAAUGUGCAAUCCGAAAGCUAUGAAUGUUCUGCAACUAAAGUGCAGGUCUCUAAUACGACAAUGCACUAUCGGCAUGCUAGCGAAUUUAUCAUCUAAAGAUUUCCAAGAUAUUGAAGAUGACUUAGAUCAAUCCAUCUGCUCGUUUCUGACAUGUGACAAAUACUGGGACGACUUCGAUUCUCAAAUACAUCAAGUUCCUACCCUGGUUCUUGCUAUUUUUGGCUUGAUAAUAAUAAGCUUGUUCUGUUUCUGUUACUACGGAACUUGGGUCUUGAUGGAGAAAAAUCCUAUUAACACCAAUCAAUUGUGUUGCAACUGUCAGAGAUCGCAGUCUAUGGAAUUUCGUCACAAACAGAAAGUGCGGCAAUACAGAUAUAGACAAAAUUCUCCGGAAUUCCAAACAACUAGAAGAGCACCCAGCAGAUGUGGCCGAUGAAUCAAGAGCUAGACUGUCAUAUGCAAAACAUCAUUCAUGUUCACAUUUAUAUCGAUAUCUUUUUUAAUUGACACUAAAGUGAAUAUUUUUAUCAAUUACUCAUUUUAUUCCUCUUUUAUAUUCCUCCUUGAGUAAUUUUAAUUUACAAAUUUCUGUUUAUACAUUUCAACAUUUUAAAAUGUCUAUUAUGUAGCAGUUUCAAAGGAAAAUAACAAACUGGUAACAACAUAAACUUUGGGGAUGAGCAAGUUUAAUCAAGGAACAGUAAUAUUUAAGGCACAGGAUAAUGACCUAAAAGUAGUUAAACAAUUUUAUAAAUAUUAGCGCGAUGGCAAGAAUGUGCAAAAUACAGAAUAAUAUAGUAAAAUUUAAAUGAACUGAAAUUUUAAAGUUUAUUAAUCGGUUAUUUAUGCAAGUGCUAGAGAAGAUUAAUUAAAAGAAUUAUUUUGAAUUUCUAAAAUGCUUAAAUAAUAUAUAUAUGAUGUAAAUAUUCUUAUUAAUACAUCUGUUAAAAAGCGUUCAAUAAAUUUUAAUCGCCAUAAGAAAAUGAGACGCCAUUUAGAAAUAAGUUUUCCUUACGUAGGAUUUAUUUUUAAGAAUUUGUCAAACUUAAGCUCUACAGAAAAGUAAUCUUUUUUUUUUUAAAAAAAAAAAAAAAAAAAAAAAAAAAACGUAUUUGCCUCUGCCUAGUUAAUUAUCUUUAAUAAAUUUUCUUUCAUAAAGUUAGCUUACAUAUUUGCUUCUAAGCAAUAUGCAUUUCCUUUCAGUUUCUAAGCACAAAAUGAUAGUUCAGAUGGCAAAACAUCAAACAAUAAGAAUUAUUUAUUUAACUCCCCUUAAACUGUCAUUUAUGUCAUCAAAAAAAAUCAAGCUGAGAUUUAAUGAUGUGAUGUGAUUAAACUGCACGAUGAAGAAUGGAAGCUUUGUAAAUUUUAAAAAAGGUGUACUACUUUCUUUUGAAGCACAAUCUUAUUGACAAUGCAACGAUACAAAUUCUGUGAAUCUGUUUGAAGGCUGAACAACAACAACAGAAGAAAAAAAUGUUUAGCGUUUUUUUUUUAAAAGUCUUAGCACAUAAAAACACAAAAAUGAAGCAAUAUUUGCAUAAAACAAUAAAUCACAGGCCAACCUAAUUCUUUAUUCUUUUAACUUAACUUGUGAUAAUGCAUCUUAUAUGGAUGUUAUAGUUAAUUUAUGCAUAAUACAGCCGUGAAGAAAUUAUUCUAACUAUUCAAAAAUAUUUAAAUAAAAUAUAAGCUUAGCAUAAAGCAUAGCAAUAAAAUAUAAGCAUAGCUUCAAAAAAAACCUUAGCAAGCUAUGGCAAAAAUAUAAUAUCAAUGAAUUAGAAGAGAAGGAAUUAUAAGAUUCUUUAUAGCAGAUAUAUUCUUUAAACAUACAGCUUAUUAUGUGUUAUGUACAAAAGAUAGAGAUGUUGGCUAAUUUAAAUAACUUCUUUACAAUAAAAUUAUAUUCGUUGAUAGUUAAAAAAUAAUAUUAUUUCUCAAAAUCUGUUCAACAGGAAAAAUUAAUAAGGAGUAUUCGAUAUGUAAAAUGAUAAGCAAAUUUAAUGAAGUAGUAAAAAACAAAAAUAAAAAUAAAAACUAAUGAACAUUUCCUGCUUUAAAUUAUUAGUAUUCUUUGAUACAUACCAAAGAUAAUGCUGAUAAUUUAAUUCGUCGUUUAAUUUAGAAAUAUAUAAUAAUUUUUUAGCAAACACUCAAAACAAAAUUCUUUAAAUGAUUUCGCUUUCAAUUUCCUUCUGAUACCAGCUUCAUUUUUGGAAUUAAAGCUAAUAAGAUAUAUUUAAAAGACAAUUUAUGUUCGUUUUUUUGCUACAUAUAACACUUCAUAUCUGCAAGAAUCUGUAGUUAAUAUUUUGAAUUAGGGCAUGUAAACUGUCUUUGUACUGUUACAGCUGAAAAAUUUAAAUAAUGCAUUUCUUGUAAAAUUAAAAAAAAAUCUGCGUAAGAUAAUGAUUAAGAUUUAAGAGGAAAAUUAAUGCAACAGUCGGAACAGUUUGCAAACCUAAAAAUGAUAAAUAAGGCUAAUCUUUGGAACAUGGUAACAGAUAGUUUGGCAACAUUUUGGUAAGGCGAUAAAGGUUACUAGCUAGGACUUUAGCAGUGUACAUGGAUAAAGUCAAGAGUGUGCAC
Messenger RNA from Stegodyphus dumicola, 3285 nucleotides. RefSeq lists its product as uncharacterized. The record is from RefSeq and is a predicted model, not a curated record. Lineage: Eukaryota; Metazoa; Arthropoda; Arachnida; Araneae; Eresidae.